UGCCGUGCCUGCCUACCUUCCGUGCCGCAGGAGAAGUGCCCCCCGAAGCCACCGCCGGUCGCCUCGAGCUUGGCGGGGAGGCGGGAUGGAGACCCCCUCUGCCGCCUCAGGCCGCCGCCGCCGCCGCCCGUUGCAGCCGCCCUUGCUCCUGUGCUUGCUGCUCUUUGCCCUUUGCCCGCAGCCAGGCCUUGGAUUAUACACAGUAAAUACUGUAUACGGAGAUACCAUUAUUUUGCCUUGUCGUAUAGAAGUUCCUGAUGAUCUGAUGUUUGGAAAAUGGAAAUACGAAAUUGCAAACAAGGCUCCAGUAUUUAUUGCUUUCAGAUCUGCCACCAAAAGAAGCGUACAUUAUGAUGAUGUACCAGAAUAUAAAGACCGAUUAACUCUUUUGGAAAAUUAUACGUUAUUAAUAAGUAAUGCAAGAAUUGGUGAUGAAAAGAAAUUUGUAUGCAUGCUGGUAAAGGAGGACAAUGUCUUUGAAGAGCCUACAGUAGUCAAAGUAUUCAAACAACCCUCACAACCUACAAUUGUAAAUCAAGCAACAUUUUUGGAAACAGAACAGCUAAAACUGUUGGGGGAAUGUAUUUCAAAAGAAGGUUAUCCAGAGGGAAACCUUACAUGGUACAAGAAUGGAAUGGUUUUAAAGCCUGUUGAAGGAGCUGUUGUCAUAAAUGAACAAACAAAUGUGGAUAAAGCAAGUGGACUCUACACCAUGAUAUCUUCUCUGGAAUAUAUGCCAACAAAGGAAGAUAAAAAUGCACAUUUCACCUGUACGAUGACAUAUUAUGGACCAACAGGACGAGAAACAAUACGGUCAGAAUCUGUAGUCUUCGAUGUUCACUAUCCUACGGAGAAGGUUAAAAUUCAAGUAGUUUCACAAAGAAAUACCAUUAAAGAAGGUGAUAAUAUCACCCUUAAAUGUUCAGGAAAUGGUAAUCCUCCACCAGAGGAGUUUUUGUUUUAUAUUCCAGGAGAAUUAGAACCUAUAAAAAGUUCAAGUAUUCACAUAUUAUCAGAUGUAAGAAGAAAUGCUUCAGGAGAAUAUGGAUGCUCACUGGUUGAUAAAAGUUUGGCAGAUUCAACUACAAUCACGGUACAUUAUUUGGAUUUGUCCCUUAUUCCCAGUGGAACGGUUAUUAAACAGAUUGGAGAGGCACUACCUGUAUCCUGUACAGUUUCUUCUAGUAGAAACGCCACCCUUUUUUGGCUAAAGGACAAUACCAGAAUGCGGUCAAGUCCAUCUUUUUCAAAUUUACAGUAUAAGGAUGCAGGAAAUUAUAUCUGCGAAACUACCUUACAGGAGAUUGAAGGGCUAAAGAAGAGGCAAACACUUACACUGAUAGUAGAAGGAAGACCGCAGAUCAAAAUGUCAAAGAAAACCAGCUCAGAUGGAACAUUUAAAACAAUAUCAUGUCAUGUGGAAGGUUAUCCCAAGCCAGCAGUACAAUGGACAGCCGCUGGCAUUGGAACCCUUAUUAAUAAAGCAAAAGAGACUAAAUAUGUCAAUGGCAAGUUUUCCAGUAAAAUCAUAAUCGCUCCUGAGGAAAAUGUUACUUUAACGUGUACUGCAGAAAAUCAGCUAGAAAGAACCAUAACAUCCUUGAAUGUAUCUGCUAUAAAUAUUCCAGAAUCUGAUGAACCAGAUGAAAGAAAUAAUGAUAAUAGGGAAAAUGUUAAUGACCAGGCAAAACUAAUAGUGGGAAUCGUGGUUGGUCUUCUUCUAGCAGCUCUGGUUGCUGGUGUUGCUUACUGGCUAUACAUGAAGAAAUCAAAGACUGCUUCAAAACAUGUAGAUAAAGAUCUUGGAAAUCUAGAGGAAAAUAAAAAGUUAGAAGAAAACAAUCACAAAUCAGAAGCUUGAGACACAGGAUGAGUCAGUCAUCAGUCCAGGAAUAAACAUAGACAAACUGAAGCAUGAACAUUGAUUGUAUUCAAGAUAUAUACAAAGAUGUGACAGCUAUUCAUGGUUCAAGUAUUAAACAGACCAUUCUACCAAGUUUUCAAAGGAAUUUACACAGUUAUCUCAAGCUCACACAAAAAAAAAGGAAACUAAUUUUGGCAGCAGCCGUGGUAAUAGGUCACAAAGUUGUGUUCUGUUUGAAUAUAUAUUUUUUUUGUAAAUGUCUGCACUGAAAAUUUCUUUUGGUUUGCCUUUAUGUAAAUUUUUUACGUAGCUAUUUUUAUACACUGUAAGGCUUUGUUCUGGGAGUCGCUGGUAAUCUGAUGUAUAGUGUAAUGUUUUAUUUCUAUUAGUUUUCACACCCUUUACAGAGAUACAUUUUUAAUUCUGAUUGCUAUCAGUAAAGUUCCUACUUUGCACAGCAAGUAUCUAAUUUAUAAGAUUGCCUUAUUGGGAAAAUGAGACACUUCUCUGUUUUUCAACUACCAUAAAGAAAAGGGGGAGGGGGGGAAAUCUGAUUUAAAAAAACAACACUAGUUUAUAAAAUAAUGAGAAAUUGAUCAACUAUAAUGAACAUGUACAUAAUUUCCAAAAGAAGAGUUGUUGUUAAGCAAAAUUCAUGUUGUUAUGUAUGCAAAUGUCUACUAAUAAGUCUUUUUUAGACAAGAAAACCUUUUUAUUGAUAGCAUUCUGAAAAACUAAUUGUUCUUGCAAUUCCAUAAUAUAUAGUGUGAAUGAGUGGAAUUAUGAAUUAGUUCUAAAUGUUUUGUUAUCCACUGCCUUAAAAAAAUCUUAAUUUCAAAGAAUAAAAUCAGUCAGAAUUGGAUUUUUUUUAAAAAGUAAUCAUAUCAAAGCUGCAUUUUUCCACAAAAUAGAAUAUAUAUUUUUUGUGUGUGUGUUUUUGUUAACUACACUACAGAUAUUGCACCUUGGAGAUAAUUUUAGUGUUUUUAACUGGUACAUAAUUUAUCAAAAAAAGUACAUGAAAUUGUAACAAUGAAAUUAAAUCUAUGUAUCUUUAGUUACAUUCAAGAUUGUAACUUUAUAGACCUGUUUUAUGCUUGAGAAUUUUUUUAGAAAGUUAGCAUAAAAAGAAACCUUUGGAUAGAUCAGGGCAACUAGACAACAGUAGUUAGCAAUGUUUCCUCACUUAGUGGAAAAAUAGCAUCUGGAAGAAUGUAAUAGAUAAUUUUGAUCACAGCAGGAAGUUACUAGGAGUAAGUAUCAGCUUUCUGUUUACAGAUUUACGAGCCAGGAAAACAGGAUGUUUUAUAGAUUGCAGGGAGAUUAGAAGAAGGGGAAAUUAGGAAGUGUAUUUGCCACUUAGGGGGAAAAAACACUAUUAGUUGUAAAUUUGUAAAAUGUCUGGGCAGUAGUGACUGAUGUCUUAAAUAAAAGCUUCCUGUAGUGUAUUGGCAUGGAUUAAAUACAUGAAAUGUCCUAUAAAUUCAACUCUGUAUAACAUAUUAUGGAAGAAUUCUGUUAAAGUCCUUUCAGCAUUUGUAAGGCUUUAUUUGGCAAGGGAACAAAAAAUAAUAAUCUUGGUCGAUGUUUAAACCAAAGUUAAAAGGGGAUAAAACCAAAGUCAUUUGUUUUGCAUGGCUAAGCCAUUUAUGAUAUCUUUGUAAAUAGUUUUUUUUUUCUUUUCUUUUCUUUUCCUUUUUUUAUUUUAUUUUUAAAAAUCCUAAAAUUUUUAAACGCCUGUUUUCCAAAAUAAAAUGUGAACACACAUUAAAAAGAUUAUAUAGAUUUUUUUUUUUUUGGUGUGAAGAUAUCACUGCUAUAAGAUAAAAUUCAGCACGUUUGAGAAUAGAAAAGGAUUUCCAGGGCAAAUGACAUGUUUUUGAAUUAUAUGAAAUUUAUAAAUGUACUCUUAUUGAGAAAGUGAACCCUAUUGGUCUGCUAAAGAAAGUGUCACACAGUUUACCAGAUUUCAAACGAGAUUGGAGACCAAUCUUAAUUACUGCAUCCAGUAUCAUGAGGAAAGAACAGAGCUCUCGCCUUCUGAGGUUCUUCUGACUAAUGUAAUUCUUGGGGGUGUAUCCUUCACUGUGCAGAGUUUUACAUCAAACAGUUUUCAGGAAUCAACAGUACCAAUUCAUUGUUGCCAUUCAUGCCUGAAGGACAAUAAAGUGAAGUAUGUUUUCUCA
This is a messenger RNA of Heteronotia binoei (common prickly gecko), 4050 nucleotides long. RefSeq names its product activated leukocyte cell adhesion molecule (gene ALCAM). Gene Ontology annotation, biological process: cell adhesion. The record is from RefSeq and is a predicted model, not a curated record. Gene Ontology annotation, cellular component: plasma membrane. Lineage: Eukaryota; Metazoa; Chordata; Lepidosauria; Squamata; Gekkonidae. The coding region runs from base 86 to 1861 and encodes 591 amino acids. The transcript has 16 exons.